This is a messenger RNA of Trichomycterus rosablanca, 1820 nucleotides long. RefSeq names its product DnaJ heat shock protein family (Hsp40) member A3b (gene dnaja3b). Gene Ontology annotation, biological process: mitochondrion organization; negative regulation of apoptotic process; response to heat. Lineage: Eukaryota; Metazoa; Chordata; Actinopteri; Siluriformes; Trichomycteridae. Gene Ontology annotation, molecular function: heat shock protein binding; ATP binding; protein kinase binding. The transcript is spliced from 12 exons. The record is from RefSeq and is a predicted model, not a curated record. The coding region runs from base 3 to 1451 and encodes 482 amino acids. Gene Ontology annotation, cellular component: mitochondrion.
ACAUGGCCGUCUCUACAGUCCUCAGCUCAGCUCGCUGUUUAUGUAACACUUUAUCCCGGGUUAAUCUGAGUUAUUUACCCGGUACAUGUAUUAGAUAUAAAAAUAUCCCGGGCUGGAGGGUUUUAUCAUGUCGCUAUUAUGUUUCUGUACUGGAUGUGAGCCGGAGGAGAGAGAAGAGCGGAGUGACAUUGAGGCUAAGUGCAGGUUCUAACAGUGGUGUGUGUAUAUCCGGUACACACUGGUUCCACAGCAGUGCGGCUCGUAAUGCUGAGAAGGAUUUCUACAGUGUUUUGGGGGUUCCUCGUACCGCCAGCCAGAGAGAAAUCAAAAAAGCUUAUUAUCAGAUGGCUAAGAAGUACCAUCCUGAUACCAACCCCGAUGACCCGCAGGCUAAAGAGAAAUUCUCAGAAUUGGCUGAAGCUUAUGAGGUUCUGAGUGAUGAAGUAAAGAGGAAGCAGUACGACACGUACGGAACGGCAGGACCGGGUCCGAGUCCUGGCGGGGCAGGGCAGCAGUACUGGAGCGGCAGAGCUACUGUGGACCCAGAGGAGCUGUUCAGGAAGAUUUUUGGUGAAUUUGCAGGAGCGCAGGGGUUCGGAGAUUUCAGCUCCAUAUUCGAACAGCCACUCGAGUACGUGAUGGAGCUGACGUUUACUCAGGCAGCUAAAGGAGUAAAUAAGGAGAUUACAGUGAACAUAGAGGACGACUGUCCACGCUGUGAUGGUAAAGGUCAUGAACCGGGCACCAAGGUCACACACUGCCACUACUGUAACGGCACGGGCACGGAGUCGAUCAGUACAGGUCCGUUUAUGAUGCGCUCGACAUGCCGACGCUGUGGUGGGCGGGGCUUCAUCACUAUCACGCCCUGUAUAAACUGCAGAGGAACGGGUCACACCAAGCAGAAGAAGAGUUUGGUGGUGCCCGUACCCGCAGGAGUGGAAGAUGGACAGACUGUUCGGAUGCCGCUGGGAAAUAAACAGAUCUACAUCACAUUCAGAGUUCAGAGGAGUCCUCUGUUUCGGAGGGAUGGAGCUGAUAUCCACUCGGAUGUGAUGAUCUCAGUAGCUCAGGCCGUGUUGGGAGGAAGCGCUCGAGCUCAGGGUCUGUACGGAACCGUCGACAUCCCGAUCCCGUCUGGAGUUCAGACUGACCAGAAGAUCCGUCUGGGUGGUAAAGGAAUCGCCCGCAUCAACGGAUACGGCUACGGAGAUCACUACGUCCAUCUCAAAGUCAAAGUGCCCAGGAAGUUAAGUCGGAGACAGAGGGAGCUGAUGCUGAGUUAUGCUGAGGAGGAGACGGAUGUAGAAGGAACCGUUAAUGCAGUCACCAGAUCAGAAUCAGUGAGCUCUGAGCAAUCACAGAAGGGAUCUGGAGUGGAUGAGGUGAGUGAGGAGAAACAACCUGAGGAGGAAGGAGGAUUCUUUUCCAAACUGAAGCGGAUGUUCUCCUGAAGAAGCAGCAGGUGAAGCACCUUCAUGGUGUUAAUGAGGGUUCAGAUGUUCUUCACCCAGCUUAUCUAAACCAGUCGAGGAUGAGAAGAGACGGAACAUUACCCAUCAGCCACUGGGGCUCCACAGUCGCUCCAUGAACACCCAUCAGAACAGCGGGAUUAAUUCUGUGUGUUAAUCCCAUGUGAUGAGGAGCGGCUGAUGUGAUCAGGCUCGUUAUUCUCCUGUUUCGUGCUCUUUUGAUGGACGUAAGGAGGCUCAGUUGUGUAUUUUUGGGUGGAGCUGCUGGACCGUGAGUAGAAGCUGAAGACGUUGAUCUGUGUAUUUUUAUUAUAGAAAUAAUAAAUAAUAAAAAAUUCAACUAGAAAUGAA